AUGUUUCGGUACCUAAUAGUGGUGGUGGUGACUUUUGUAACAUGUAACUCUGAUGUGACAGCAGAGAAAGAGGGUUUGUUUGUCAUACCUUCAGGAAAUAUAAAGUUUAAUCCUAAUCAGAAGAGCACAUAUGAAGAGGAAAUAUCUUCUCUAAAUCAAUUUUUUAUAGACUACUACAACAAUGCUACCAAAGCUGAUGAUACACAGGUGAUUACAUGUCCCCCAGGAUUUGAACCAAAUGCUACACAAGUCUCAGAGAAAGAGGGUUUGUUUAUCAUACCUUCAGGAAAUAUAAAGUUUAAUCCUAAUCAGAAGAGCACGUAUGAAGAGGAAAUAUCUUCUCUUAAUCAGUUUAUAAAAGACUACUACUAUAAUGCUACCAAAGCUGAUGAUACACAGGUGAUUGCAUGUCCCCCAGGAGUUGAACCAAAUGCUACACAAGUCUGUAUUUUGCCAGAGAUAAUACUGGGACAUGAAUGUAAUCCAGAAAAUGUUUGGAACUACAAAACAACAUCUCCUUGCAUCAUAUUGUCUUACAAUGGGAAAACAACUACAACAACAACUAAAUUUGAUCCUUACGAUGACAUUGAGGAAUUACCCAACCAGAUGCCCCAUCGACUUAAAAACGAAAUUAAAGACAUCACUUACUACAAUAAUAAUAUCAUGAAAGAGGUUAUAUGGGUGUCUUGCACAUUACUUGGAAUUCACUCCUACUAUGGUCCUGGUUUCCCAAAAUCCUUCUUCUCCAAUACAAACCUAACAGGCUAUCGGAAACCUAUAGUUGCAUUGCAGCUGAAUCUAAAAGAUGAAAUUAACACCACAGUUGAAAUUACUUGCAAUAUGUGGGCCAAGGGUAUUGACAAUGAGAAAAACCCUGAAACAUCAGUCAAAUUCACUGUAACCGUAGAAAAAAAUUGA
Molecule: messenger RNA, 918 nt
Organism: Homarus americanus (American lobster)
Lineage: Eukaryota; Metazoa; Arthropoda; Malacostraca; Decapoda; Nephropidae
Product: sodium/potassium-transporting ATPase subunit beta-like
Exons: 2
Coding region: 1-918 (305 amino acids)
Biological process (GO): potassium ion import across plasma membrane; sodium ion export across plasma membrane; intracellular potassium ion homeostasis
Cellular component (GO): sodium:potassium-exchanging ATPase complex
Molecular function (GO): ATPase activator activity
Source: RefSeq, a predicted model, not a curated record